Molecule: messenger RNA, 597 nt
Organism: Naumovozyma dairenensis CBS 421
Lineage: Eukaryota; Fungi; Ascomycota; Saccharomycetes; Saccharomycetales; Saccharomycetaceae
Gene: RLP24
Product: ATPase-activating ribosome biosynthesis protein
Exons: 1
Coding region: 1-597 (198 amino acids)
Biological process (GO): ribosomal large subunit biogenesis
Cellular component (GO): nucleolus
Source: RefSeq, a predicted model, not a curated record
AUGAGAAUCUACCAAUGUCAUUUUUGCUCAUCUCCUGUUUAUCCAGGUCAUGGUAUUAUGUUUGUUCGUAAUGAUGCAAAAGAGUUUAGAUUUUGUCGUUCUAAAUGUCAUAAAUCAUUUAAGCAACGUCGUAACCCACGUAAAUUGAAAUGGACCAAAGCAUUUAGAAAGGCUGCCGGUAAAGAAUUGGCUGUGGAUUCUACUUUAACUUUUGCUCAAAGAAGAAAUGUUCCAGUUAGAUAUAAUAGAGAAUUAGUUGCCACUACGUUGAAGGCAAUGUCGAGAGUGGAAGAAAUAAGACAAAAACGUGAAAGAGCGUUCUAUAAGAAUAGAAUGAGAGGUAAUAAAGAAAAGGACUUCUUAAGAGACAAGAAAUUAGUCGAAUCUAACCCUGAACUAUUAAGAAUUAGAGAAGUUGAAAUUGCUAACAAAUUGGCCAAAGAACAAGCAAGGGCUGAAAUGGGUUCUGAAGAAGACGAAGAAGUUUCUGAAGAAGAAAUGGAUAUUGAUAGUGAAGAAGAGGAAGAAGAACAAUUACAAAAGCAAAAGAUUCUAUUGAAAAACAAGAAGAGAAAUUCAAAGAAAAUUGCCUUUUAG